AUGGGGCCGGAGCGGGGCGCCGUGGGGCGCCCCACGGCGAAAGGGACCCCCUUGGAUUUCGGGGAGGGGACGGCGUUCCGGUUGAAGAGCGGGCGGGAGCUGACGCGGGCGCUGCUGGUGCUGUGGCUUUGCGCCUUCCCCCCGUUGGCGCGGCACGCCGGGACGAUUUUGGCAGUCACGCGACGGGUUUUGGGGGCCCGGCUGUGGGGCGGGCUGCUGCGAGCCACCUUCUACGGGCAGUUCGUGGGGGGCGAGACCCCCGCCGAGGUGGCGGCGGCGGCCGGGCGGCUGCGCGCCGUGGGGCUGCGCCCCAUGUUGGCCGUCCCCACGGAGGAAGAUGUGGGGCAGGAGAAGGACGGGGAGGAGUGGUACGAGGCCAACCGUGGGGCGGCGCUGGAAUGUGUGGGGCUGGCGGCCGCCACCGGCCCCCACCCCAUGAUGCAGCUGAAGGUGACGGCACUGAUGAGCGCCCGUCUCUGCGAGACGGUGUCGCGGCGGUUGGCGGAACCGGGGGUUGAGCUGACGCCGGAAGAGGCGGCGGCGGUGAUGGGGGGCGAGGUUCCGGAUUUCCCCUUCCUGACGCCGGCGGAGAACCGGCACUUGGGGGUCUCGCUGCGGCGCCUGGACCACGUGGUGGGGGCGGCGGCGGCGCGGGGAGUGCGGGUGCUGGUGGACGCGGAGCAGAGUUACGUCAACCCGGCUUUGAGUUUGGCGACGGCGGCGUUGAUGCGACGGCACAACGGGGGUUCGCCGUGGGUCUGGAACACCUACCAGGCUUACCUACAGGACGGGAAGAAGCGCUUGGCGGAAGACGCGGCGGCGGCGCGGCGACGGGGGGUGUGUUUCGGCGUUAAAUUGGUGCGGGGCGCGUACCUGGAGCCGGAGCGGAGGCGGGCGGAGGAAUUGGGGUACCCCGACCCGUUGCACCCCACUUUAGAAGCCACCCAUCGAAGCUAUGGGGAGUGCCUGGAGUUGGCGCUGCGGUUGGCGGCGCGGGACGGGGAGGGAGUCGGGGUGAUGGUGGCCACGCACAACGAGGCGUCGGUGCUGUACGCCACCCAAAGGAUGGAGGAACUCGGCAUCUCCCGGCGCGCCGGCGGCGUUUGCUUCGGGCAGUUGUUGGGGAUGUGCGACCACGUCUCGUUGGCGCUGGGGCAAGCGGGGUACGCGACCUACAAGUCGGUGCCGUACGGGGGGGCGGAGGCGACGUUGGCGUACCUGGCGCGGCGGGCGCAGGAAAAUCAGGGGGUGUUGGAGGGCGGUCGGCGGGAGAGGGGGCUGCUGCUCCGGGAGCUGCGCCGGCGGCUGUUGGGGCGGAUGUGA
Messenger RNA from Gavia stellata (red-throated loon), 1323 nucleotides. RefSeq names its product proline dehydrogenase 2 (gene PRODH2). The record is from RefSeq and is a predicted model, not a curated record. The transcript has 10 exons. Lineage: Eukaryota; Metazoa; Chordata; Aves; Gaviiformes; Gaviidae. Gene Ontology annotation, cellular component: mitochondrion. Gene Ontology annotation, molecular function: FAD binding; proline dehydrogenase activity. Bases 1 to 1323 code for a protein of 440 amino acids.